AUGAUCGACGACACACCCGUGUCGAUGAUGGCAGUCGAAAUUCACUCAACGAGACUUUUCGGCAUCGAAUCAGAUGCUAGCUUAGGAUCUUUAGGCUUGUACUGUCAAACGACCUGGUAUCGGCCCAAGUUUUAUGCUGAAAUAGAGACGUGUUUACCAACAGACUUGGUUUGUGAAGUCGUCCUGACAGACUGUACUAGGUUCUGGGAAGCUAAAGUGAUUAUCUACGAUUUACUGAACAAUACUGCUGGCGUGUCAAAGGACUCAAAGGAAAAGCAGCUUAUAGUUAUCCAUGGGCUCUUGAGUGGACAGAAAAUAGUUGAUGGUAGACCGUGUCAAAUCAGAGCCAAUAGCCACUAUGAGCUUGUGUUUUCAGUUGAAGGACGAGAAGGCGCUAGCAAAUCAAAGCGAGACGAACGAAUGAAAGCUAUCGUGGACAUAUGGAAACUUCACUUGUAUCCUGUGAACGAUCGACCAUCGUCGAUUAUGUGGAGAGAGUUGAUGAAUAAUGCAACCAAACAGAUCAAUUUUGUAGAGGAAGCAAAUGCAAAGUUCGAGGAAGAACUAAAAGAAAGAGAUUGUCGUUAUGCUGAAAUGACAAACGCGUUAGCGAGAAUGUCUGCACAAGAACGGGAGAAGGAACUAUUGAGUCAGUUCGCAGUCGUGUUAAAUGAAAAGAAAAAGAAACUUAGGAAACUGCUCAAAUUACUGGAAAGUCGAGGCAUAUCAACAGAAGAUAUCACUGUGCCUUCAUCGAUAGUGGAUGAAGAAAUGUCUGAAGAACCAAAGACCACGAAAAGAAAGGCGGCACCCAAACGUAACUCUACCAGCGCGGGGCGUGUUAAGAAGACGACUGCCGUUAAAACCACUCGCGCCAAGAGAGGCCGAAGUGCUAAGUCCGGACAUCUCAGUGCGCGACAGAGGGAAAAAAGUCCAGAAAUUGCUUACUCAUUGAGCCUCAUGUCAAUAGAAGAGAGGCAGGAAAACAUAUCGCAGGAAUCGUCAUUGCAAGUGGAACCGCUGCCGCGACAAACUUUUCCCGAGACGGUAAUACAGCCAUUCAACUGGUCGGUGCCUAGAGAUGGCUCGGAAUUGGCCGAUGUAAUGUCAGCAACGACUAUUAGAAGCAACGAAUCGUCUUUUAUUGCUGUAGGAAAGGAGUCUGGAUCAAUUCCCCUUUCCAGGGAUGAUGUGGAAAUGUCACUUACGACACCCUCAUCGGACUCUGCAAAAGUCUGCUAG
Molecule: messenger RNA, 1242 nt
Organism: Paraglomus occultum
Lineage: Eukaryota; Fungi; Glomeromycota; Glomeromycetes; Paraglomerales; Paraglomeraceae
Source: the annotation of a GenBank genome assembly